Messenger RNA from Sporothrix schenckii 1099-18, 444 nucleotides. RefSeq lists its product as uncharacterized. Bases 1 to 444 code for a protein of 147 amino acids. The transcript has a single exon. The record is from RefSeq and is a predicted model, not a curated record. Lineage: Eukaryota; Fungi; Ascomycota; Sordariomycetes; Ophiostomatales; Ophiostomataceae.
AUGCCAGACUUGUGCACGAAGACGGCUGUUGUUCAGAACUGCGACGACUGCAAACAAACAUACGAAGCGAAUGCUGCUUAUUGCAGCGUUGUCAAUGAAGACGGCCAGUCCACGACUCGGUUCUGCACGGGGCUUUCUCAUACGAGCUACGUCUGUACAGUGCCAUCAUCGCAGCCUACGCCCGGCGGAGGGCAGCAGCACAACGGCUACCUGCACGUGCCCAUCGUCACUCGGAGCGGAUUUCAACGAGGGCGCGUGUCGGCAGCUGGUGGCCGGCCACGUCCGACGCCUGGAGUGGCCGGGCGCACGCGGCGCAGUGUUGCCACCGUGGCGGGUCUGCAGCACGCGGACCGGCAGCCGUACCGCCUGCGCCCCGGCGCCGUGUCUGUGUUUUGCCACAAUGACCUGAACGGCGCCAAUGUGCUGGUCGACCGGAGAUGCUGA